GAGUCCGCCUCGCAUCGCAGAUGCGUGCUUCCCCGCCGCCCCAUGCGUUUCUUCAUCUCGCUGCUCUCUUCUCUAGUCCCAGCCGCUUGGUUCUUCUAUGAGUUCUAUCCUUGGCAAUGCGCGCGCGCGCCCGCGGAGAGCAUCUCUUUUGGCUGCAAGUUUCGACUGGAUUUUUUUUCUUCUGUCUGUCCUUUCUCUUUGUCUCAUAUACUCCAGUAGGAAAGAAGCCCACCUUUUUGGGGAAUUCUUGAUGUGGAUCAUGGAACGGUUAGAAUGAGUGGCUUGCGAAGUAAUUUUAGGGCCUGAUUUUGACGAUGGCGGUGUGAUGUACUCGGCAAUUUGUGCCUCAACCCCACUUCUCUGCAUCAUUGCAUUGUUAUAAGGACGUUACUGAAGAAGGUGAUGCUCAUCCACAGUUGCUGCAAACAACAAACUGGGUUGAUCGCAACAGCCUGCGUACUGUUGUUUUUCCUGCUCCUCUUUAUCUUUGAUUCACCACAUACGAUCUUCCUGAAGAAGCAACAUUUCCACGUUACCGUAGCAUCCUCUAGAUCACUGCGCGAGAUCGACACCAACUCGAGGCCUGUUCACGACGACUCACGAAUGGAAGACAGCACUCAUAACACAACCAACAGCACCGCGAGUAAGAUGUCUGGGUGGAUCAUUUUGAAGGAGGAGUUAACAUUUCCAGCUGGAACUGCCCCUUUUAAUAGCUGCCAUGCUUCCACUAUUGUUGAGGUUGAGAAAGACAAUUUUUUGGUGGCUUAUUUCGGUGGAUCCAAGGAAGGUGCUCCGGAUGUCAAAAUCUGGUUGCAGAGAUACGGUGAUGGUUACUGGCAUCCUCCCAAAGUUGCUGAUGAACAAGAUGAGGUGCCCAUGUGGAAUCCUGUACUUUUCAAACUCCCCUCUCGCGAGCUGCUCCUGUUUUACAAGAUUGGUCAAGAAGUUCAGAAGUGGAGUGGUGCCAUGAAAAGAUCGCUUGAUGGCGGCAUAUCCUGGUCACAGAGAGAGCAGCUACCGGCUGGUAUUCUUGGCCCUAUUAAGAACAAGCCUUUCCUGCUUGAAGAUGGUCGUCUACUAUGUGGGUCAUCAGUAGAAAGCUGGAACUCUUGGGGUGCAUGGCUUGAGGUCACAAAAGAUGCUGGACGGACAUGGCGGAAGUAUGGUCCUAUAUACGUAGAAGGUGAAACACUUGGGGUGAUUCAGCCAGUUCCCUACCAGACUGCUAAUGGGACUAUUCGGGUGCUUCUGAGAUCUUUUGAGACAAUCGGUCGAGUCUGCAUGGCAGAUUCCAUUGAUGGAGGUGUUACAUGGAGUUAUGUGCAUAAGACCGAGCUUCCUAAUCCAAAUUCUGGGAUUGAUGGAGUUAAGAUGAAGGAUGGAAGAGUUCUACUUGCUUACAACACCUUCUCUAGGGGCACGCUCAAAAUUGCAAUCUCCACAGACGACGGUGAUUCAUGGAAAGAAGUAAUGACAUUAGAGGACACCAAAGGUAUGGAAUUUUCAUAUCCUGCGGUAAUCCAGACCAUGGAUGAGCUUGUACAUAUUACAUACACAUACAACCGGACACAGAUUAAGCAUGUAGUUCUUCAACCUAGUCGGAUAAGGAGGUUGUAAGUCUGCUACUAUUGGGAGACUUAUGGAUGUCAAUCGCACCUCACUUCACUUCAUCUCCACAUGGGGUGACCAUUUCAUCAGAUUGGCCAAAUUGUGUGUUGUACUUUUCUGCCCAACUAAUGCUAAAUACAGCUUUGUAUGUUUGUUCGUCUGAAUAAUUACUUGUAAUUGCAUCCCAAAGAAUACUUUUGCAAGCUUAUCAUAAUAAGUAUAAGAAUUUGGACAA
Molecule: messenger RNA, 1843 nt
Organism: Brachypodium distachyon (stiff brome)
Lineage: Eukaryota; Viridiplantae; Streptophyta; Magnoliopsida; Poales; Poaceae
Exons: 10
Coding region: 403-1617 (404 amino acids)
Source: RefSeq, a predicted model, not a curated record